UUUAGUGCUUACUAUUCAGAAGUAUCUGUAUUCUAUACUUAAUGUGCGUAAUUGUUUAACGUUUUCUUUUUAAAAUAUGAAUGACAAUAGAUAAUUUUAUAUGCUAAUUAUUAUAAAAGUUAUUUAUUAUUUAAAGAAUUAUACAUAUUCAUAAAAACUCAUAAUGAAUUGAAUUUUAUAAUUAUGAGACAAGUUAUUUAAAUGUCAAUAAUUAAAGAAUGGAUGUUACGGAUAAUGCUGAUGGAUCUUUAGAUCCUCGCAUACAGAUUGAGUUGGAAAAUUUAAAUGAUGCAACAGAUGAUAUAAAUAAACUUGAAACUGAAUUAGAUGAAGCUCAUACUGCUUUUAGACAAUUAUUAUCUGAAACUACUAAAAGAUUAAAAGAAAUAUUAAAUAAGGUAGGAAAUAGUUAUGUUGAAAAAGCAAGAUGUUAUUAUGAAGCACUUGAAGUAGCACGUCAAGCUCAGAUAAAAUGUCAACAACAAGCUCAACUAUUUCAAAGAGCAAGUGAAAUUCAUGCAGCAGCAAAAGAAACUGUAGCAUUAGCUGAAAGUAGAUUUAUGUCCCAUCAACAUGAAUGGAAUUUUGAUCAAGCUUGGCAGGAUAUGUUAAAUCAUGCAACUCUUAAAGUUAUGGAUGCUGAAAAUCAAAAAGCAGAAUGUGGUAGAGAACAUUAUAGAAGAGCAGUAUUAUUUAAUGAUGCUGAAAAAAAACUACUUCAAUUAGAAGAAAAACAUCAUCGCUCCAUAAUAAAAGCACGACCAUAUUUUGAAGUUAAAGCACAAUGCGAUCAGAUGUUAGCAACUCAAAAAGAACGAGUUGAAUGUUUACAAAAAGCAAUACAAGAUGCAAAAUCUAAUUAUGCCACAAGUCUCCGUAGAUUAGAAGAAAUUAGUAAUCAAAUACAUCAACAGCGCCAGGAUUAUGAUUUUAUAGCUAAUGGACCGCGAGAACCAGGUGUUGGUGCGGAAUUAGUUAGUCCACAAAAGACUUCAAAUUAUGACAUAGAAUUUAAUCAAUCAAAUAGCAAUAGAAUAAAAGAUAUUAUGAAUAAUCAAAUGAAGAAAUAUAGUAGAAUACAAGAUUAUGAUAAUUCUUGUCAAUUACAAGAAGAUAUAGAAUAUCUUGGAAAAAGAUCAGUUGAUGGAAGUGAAGCAAUAUCUUCUCAAUGGGAGUUAGAGCUAGAAGCUAAUUUAGAAAAUUUGAAUAAUUUAUCUCUUAAGAAUUCUGUACUUGAUCAUGAUAGUAAAAAUGAAAGUACCAAUUUACAUUUUUAUAAUGAAGAGAAUUCAAAAUCAAAUAAGUUUUUAGAAAAAUUAAAUUAUAAAUUUUCUCAAGAUAAAGAUCAUUCUAUUCAAAAUUUAAAGCAACCGAAAAAUCUGUUUAAGGAUUUUAAAACUUUGAAAAAUCCAUUUGUAAAUAAGUCUUUAAUGACAUAUUUUGAAGAACCAAGUAAGGAUACAUUAAACGAUUCAAAAUUAAAUAAACAUAAAACUAAUAUAAAAGAUAGUAAAUCAAAAUCAUUAAAUAGUAGCCCUAUGAAAAUAAAUAUAUUUAAUUUAAGCUCGAAAUUCAUGGAAAAGAACAUACAUCAGAGAAUAGCAAAAUAUGUGCCAAAUAAUGUUUUCAAUUUUGGUUUUAGUAAUAAUAAAUCUCAAAGUAAUAGCGAUCUUAAUCUAUCUUCGAAUCUUCAUACCAGUUUUAUAGAAAAAUAUCAAAGUUUUGAUAAUAUUAUAGAUAAUAAGACUGAAAAUUUCAAAGAUAAUGUUACGAAUUUAAAGUAUAUACAAUCGUUUGUAGUAAAAGAAGUCAAUGAUAAUGGCCUAAAUGUUGCAACAAAAUUGCAAAAUGCACAAUUAAUCAAUUCUAAUACCGUAAAUUUACAAUUAAAAACGGAUAUGAUAUCGAAAAAAAAAUGGUUUAGGUCUAAUUCUACACAAUUCUUACCUUCUAACAUUAGUUCAUCGCCAAUAAAAUCAGCUGUAUAUUUAUCAAAUGAACAAUCUUUAAAUACAAAUUUAUCUUAUUCUAGUAAAUAUUCUGUUUCAAAAUUAUCAGAAAAACAAUUAAUUAUUAAUGAAUUACCAUUAUUUAAAAAAGAUAAUUUAUUGAUCAAUAAUAAAAAUAAAAGUAUUAGUAUGAUUAAUCUAAGUGAAAAACAGAAUUUUGUAUCAUGGGAUGAUUUACAUUUAAAUAAUAUAAAAAGUUUUUAUUUAAGUUCAGAAAUGUUACCAAAUUUAAAAGAUAGUUCAUUUUCUAAAUUUAUAAGUUAAAGAUAUAAUCAAAUUAAAUAAAUGUGAUAUAUUAAAUAUUUCAUAAUUUUCUAAUAAGUUUAAACAUAAUUAAAAUAUAUUAUUUUUCACUUUAAUUUAUAUAAAAAUUAAUAAUAUCGAAUAAUCAUAUAAAUUUUAUUUGAUAAGUUAUAUGUGUAUAGGAUGUUCUUUUGGAAACAUCCAACAUCGAUAUCUCGAAAAUCAUGUAUUUUCGGGGAAAGGGUUGAAUUUUCAAGAUAUCUAUGUUGAAAGUUAUUCAAAUGAAUACCCAAUAAAGUAAGUAUAAAUAUAAAUUAUUUAUUAAA
This is a messenger RNA of Apis florea (little honeybee), 2578 nucleotides long. RefSeq lists its product as uncharacterized. The record is from RefSeq and is a predicted model, not a curated record. Gene Ontology annotation, cellular component: cytoplasm. Gene Ontology annotation, biological process: intracellular signal transduction. Gene Ontology annotation, molecular function: protein kinase inhibitor activity. NCBI's taxonomy places the organism in Eukaryota, Metazoa, Arthropoda, Insecta, Hymenoptera, Apidae.